AUGAAUAAAGUUUGCUUAAUUAUUACUCUAUUAAUUCUUCAGGAUGUCAAGGCUUAGUAUUCAAAUUAAGAAAAAUGCAGUUUAAUUAUAAAAAGUAUAUUUGCUGGCUUAGGUUUAAUGUAUUAAACAAAUGAAAUCAAUUACAUGGAAAAUUUAGAUUGCGAUGGUUUCUUAGCUAAUAUUUCUAAAUCUGUUGAAUUAUCAAAUAAGCAGCAUUAAGACUAAUUGCAAGCAGGAUGGUAUGAACUUGGGAAUGCAUUUGGAAAAGUUAUAGAAUCGAUUAAGGUAGACUUAAACAAGGAUCUAUCCAAAUAAAGUGCCUAGUUAUAAUGGUUAAUAAGUUAUUUCAACAAUUUGAGGUUAAAAUUAAAAAAUACUAUUGUAUGCUAAAUAGAUGAAUAAUGGAGGCAGAUAAUUGAUUUACUUUUCGAAUCAUCAUUUUUUAGUGACUAAUUCAAUUUAUUCUAAGACAAAUAGUAUCAGUAGUAUGGGUAUGAGGUCGGUUAAAUGUUCUUUAAAAUAUAAAUGAAAAUUGUUAAUUUAAGCUCUAUAUUUCAAGAUAUGAAUGUGGCUUUACAAGUUUUUAACGGGUUUUAAUUUUCCAUUAAAGAUCAAUCGUAAAUUACUAAAGAUUAGCUAAAGAGAUGCUUAGAGGGUGCUGAUUAAAUUGUUAUUUACUUUGAUGAUUUCUCAUAUCAGGUAUAAGAAUAUAUGUAUAUACCAUACACUUUUUGUUUUCAUAAAUAAAUUUGGCUCGCACUAAAUCAUUAUACAAAUGCAUUAGAUAAAUGUUCCGAUUCAAUAACUAAUGCUCCAAUUUUAAGCAGUCGACUAAAACAAUUCCACAAAGUACUAGAAAAUAACAAAUUUUUGAUUAGAAUUGAUCUUAAUCCAAUAUUUGAUCAUGCAAGAUAGGCAUAUAUAUGUUGGUGUAUGGGAUAUUGGUUUGGAUUUGGAGAAGAGUUAGGGAAUUAUUUAACAAAUUUAGAAGAAGAUAUGUAAAAGCGUCUUCAAAAUUUUUGA
Molecule: messenger RNA, 1023 nt
Organism: Paramecium tetraurelia
Lineage: Eukaryota; Ciliophora; Oligohymenophorea; Peniculida; Parameciidae
Exons: 3
Source: RefSeq, a predicted model, not a curated record